CCCAAAACAGCUGCACUCUGAUUAGUUGGAGCAACGGUUGUUAUUAUUGUUUGUGAGACCGACGCACUGUUCUAUUGAAUCAUACUUCCAAUUUUACCCUCAAACCGUUCAACCCACUCUUUAUAUCCGACACUGCCGUGGCGGAGGGCUUAAUAUAAAAGGGCCAAACUGUGCGGGGUUCCUUAACCGUUGCUAGCAUUAGCUAGCACAUCAAACGGGCAAACUACUGUGAGAGUUGCAGCCAUGGCGUGGAUGGGACACGGAGCUCCAUUUCAAGCAAAUGGUGAGCAGAAUAACGACCCAAGUCAGUCGAUGGGACGUUUUGCUGGUUUCCAUCCCAACCAACAGACACCAUUGUCCCCCCUUUGUGGCUGCCCCAUGGCGUCACUUUGCCAGAGCCAACAGCGCUGUGUGAAGGCCUCCAUCGUCUCCAGCUGGAGGCUGGCUGAAGCGCAGGACCAGCUGUGCUCUUUGGGAGUCCACAGUUCUGAAUCGCUGGAGCAGGAACGCGCUCGAACCCUCGCUUGUCCAACAGAGCUCACAAACACAGAGCAGGAGUGGCGGCGCAAGGAGAACUUGCUGGGAGGUCCAGAACCGAGCCGCAGUCCCGUGCUUGGUGCCACAGGAAGUUGGGACGUUUUUGAUAAGAGUAUAUUUAAUUUUCAGCAUCAGUCUGUGGAAAUGGAUCAGGACAACUGCAAAACGUUUCUUCAGAAGUAUGAACAAGAGCUCAGGCAUUUUGGUAUGCUACGGAGAUGGGAUGACAGUCAGCGAUUCCUCUCACACAUGCCACAGCUCAUCUGUGAGGAAACUGCUAAUUUUUUAGUCCUGUGGUGCAUUCGAUUACAGCAAGAAGGAAAAGAAGCACUUAUGGAGCAGGUGGCGCACCAAGCAGUGGUUAUGCAGUUUAUCUUAGAAAUGGCUUCAAAUUCUCAGCAAGAUCCCAGAGGCUGCUUUAGGCAGUUCUUCCACAAAGCCAAAGAGGGACAAGAUGUGUACCUUGAAGCUUUUCAUGCAGAAUUAGAAUCCUUCAAACAGAGAGUUAAAGAAUAUGCUGCUAAAUGUAGAAACGAUGCUUUGAAUGUUGACCAGCAGAAUGAUGGCACAGGCUACAGACCGAACACCAAAGGAACAACAGACUUUAUAUCACAGGAGGAUGCUGAAUACAAGAUGAAGCACUGUUUAGAGGCAGGACUGUGGACGAGUACAGGGAAAUGGACAAAGGAUGACGCCACAGAAACAGAAGACAACCGGAUGAUGGAAAUCUCUUAAUGACCGUCACUCCAACCCUGCUCUUCUCCCAUCUCAGUCCUUUGUCCACGUAGGAACAAUCUGAGUUUGUAAACCUCCAUCCAGGACACCAGGCGGAUACACGGCUGCAGAGCAGGAAUAACUGGAGAACUGAUCCGCUUGUUUGUUGCAUCUUGCAGCAGAAACAGGAGGAAAUUAUGUUUUGCUAAUGACACAUUUUGUUGAGCUUUGGCUUUAGCAUUUGGCUCUCGCUGCAGUGUGGCCUGCCAGCUAGUGAAUGCAUAUAAUGUGCAGCAGUGUAACCUUUUCUUCUGAAAGAAGGAAAUAACAUUUUGCACACUUAGUUCAGAAAAUACAAGAGAUCCUAAAAAGGGUUGGUGCAGCAAAUCAGGACCAGGUCAGAAACAGUUGGCGUCAAAAUAUAGACAACCAGAAAAAAUUGGAAGACUUUUGUUUUAUUUCAGAUACAAUAAUGUGGAAAUAAAUUCUUCAUAAUUAGGUUUAUCAUUAGCCCAUUUGUUUAAAACUUUCAUAAACAUCUGUUCCUAAUUGCUAUACAUACCGCUAUCUCCAUUUUACAAAUCAUGUCCAGUGAGGGCCUUAGUUCCCAAAACAAUCAGAGGUUUCUGCCUUAGGAUCAUCUACAAGGAGCAGCUAGAGUGAAUAUGUGAACUGGAGCAGUUUUUGUUGUGAUAACCAGAAGUAAAAUAAAUAAUGCAUUUGCAGUUUUGGGGGAUUUAUUUAUUUUUAUUUUUGCUAAUCACCGGAUUUAAAAAGACAGGAUGCUACCACAACAAGAUAUUCAGCUUUAGUCUGCCUUCCCCAUUUAAGGUGGCCUGUUUUAUGGCUUGUGUGGUGUAAUAAGAUGAAUAAUUGAAAAAGUAGCAGGUU
Messenger RNA from Cyprinodon variegatus (sheepshead minnow), 2142 nucleotides. RefSeq names its product cell division cycle 37-like 1 (gene cdc37l1). Gene Ontology annotation, biological process: protein stabilization; protein folding. The record is from RefSeq and is a predicted model, not a curated record. The transcript is spliced from 7 exons. Gene Ontology annotation, cellular component: cytoplasm. Gene Ontology annotation, molecular function: protein-folding chaperone binding; heat shock protein binding. NCBI's taxonomy places the organism in Eukaryota, Metazoa, Chordata, Actinopteri, Cyprinodontiformes, Cyprinodontidae. Bases 244 to 1272 code for a protein of 342 amino acids.